AUGCUCCUCGAGAAUAUCUGGACCGACCGUGGCCCUGUGAACGGGGCCUUUGGCACCGUUGAACACGAAACGCCGUUACCCCUGCUUGUGCGGUUUGACCCAUUCUCAGGCCGCGGAAUUAGGUCCGGAUCCCCCGCUGUGCCCAUUCUUCGCGUCACGCGCGAAUUCCUCGUGGGAAACCAACAGUGGCAUUACCGUGGACAGGGCUGUCAGUCUGUCCUUAAUAUCAGCGACCGUGCGCACUCCGCGGGCCUACACUAUGUCGCACUCUCUCGAGUCCGCAUCCUUUCCGGCACCCUCUUGGAGGAUACCAACCCGCUCGGCCUACGACACCCAUGCUGA
Molecule: messenger RNA, 342 nt
Organism: Penicillium bovifimosum
Lineage: Eukaryota; Fungi; Ascomycota; Eurotiomycetes; Eurotiales; Aspergillaceae
Exons: 2
Coding region: 1-342 (113 amino acids)
Source: RefSeq, a predicted model, not a curated record